AUGGCCUCUUCAUGGACUGCCGAAGCCAUCAUCGCGUUCAUCACCCUUCUUGCAACUUGCAUCUCCCUUGGUUUUAUGAUACGUCAGAUGAUACGAGGAAAGCGUACAAGGACUGACUACGAAUUCGACUUGGAAGGACGCGGCGAAAUUGCUCUUGAGAGGCGCAACACGUUAUGA
Bipolaris sorokiniana ND90Pr is the source of this 177-nucleotide messenger RNA. RefSeq lists its product as uncharacterized. The record is from RefSeq and is a predicted model, not a curated record. The transcript is spliced from 2 exons. Bases 1 to 177 code for a protein of 58 amino acids. Lineage: Eukaryota; Fungi; Ascomycota; Dothideomycetes; Pleosporales; Pleosporaceae.